Folsomia candida is the source of this 2021-nucleotide messenger RNA. RefSeq names its product facilitated trehalose transporter Tret1. The transcript has 5 exons. Gene Ontology annotation, biological process: transmembrane transport. Gene Ontology annotation, cellular component: membrane. Lineage: Eukaryota; Metazoa; Arthropoda; Collembola; Entomobryomorpha; Isotomidae. The record is from RefSeq and is a predicted model, not a curated record. Gene Ontology annotation, molecular function: transmembrane transporter activity. Bases 131 to 1741 code for a protein of 536 amino acids.
AUCAUCUCGUGUUAUGUAUGGCAAGAAAAGACCGACAAAAUAAACUUGUCAAGUUGAAGAACAGAAAGCGACAAGUUUUUCAUGGGGAGGAAAAACACGAAAUAAGUUAACAAUUAAAACUGUCGAAAUAAUGUCAGAGUUUGGAAAACAAAAUAUUUUCCUUCCGACAACAGUUUCCAGGUAUCAAAUUCCCAAAUUAGAGUAUGGCUGCCGAUGGUUAGAGGUUUAUGGAGCAUUUGUGGCGUCCCUCGCUUUCUUCUGUAGUGGAAUCGUACAGUCGUACACAAGUCCGGCCAUCUACUCGAUCGAGUCGGACGGAGAAAGCAACCUCAGUCUGACGAGGAGUGACAUUUUAUGGUUUGCCUCGGGUCCAUCCCUGGCCGCAUUUGUGGGCACUGCGCUGUCUGCACCGCUUUUAGAAUUCUUUGGCAGACAAAAGUCCCUCGUCGUGUGCGCCCUGCCCUCCAUCAUUGGCUGGAUUCUUAUAGGAUUCGCCACCAAUGUCGCAAUGCUUCACGCGGGACGCAUCUUUACCGGACUGACGAUCGGAAUUGCGAGAGCGGCUGCUCCAGUUUAUGUGAGUGAGAUUUCUCCACCCAAUUCGCGAGGACUCUUGGGUUUCUUUCCCCCAAUGAUGAACGCCCUUGGGAUCCUACUCGGUCUGUGGGUAGGUUGUUGGAUCCAGUGGCGAAAACUGGCCAUUUUUGUCUCCAUCUUCCCCAUCCUUCUGCUCUUCUUGUCCCUCUGGCUACCAGAAUCCCCCCUCUGGCUCCUCCUCCACGAACAGGGGGAAUCUGCCUUCAAGAGUUUGAUGAGUCUCCGCGGAUCCGGAAGAAGGCUGAAAGUUCAGGAAGAAAUGGCUGAAACGAGGAGCUCUAUUGAAGAGGUGAAAGUCUCCCUGAGAAAUCUAGACUGGAGAGAUUUGAUUUUUCGGAAGGAAAACUAUCUCGCUUUCUCCCUCAUGAUUUUCCAACAAUUCAGCGGCGUCUCGACGGUUAUCUACUACCUGGCCAUGAUUCUUGAUGAGGCGACCCCCGCCGGGGGCCGGAUUCCUAGGUCACUUCAGCCAGAAACGGCGGGUCUGACAGUAGGCAUUGUUCAUUUUGUGGCCUUCUUCAUCUCAUUACCGCUCAUCGAUCGGCUCGGGAGGAGAGUACUGCUAAUUGUGAGCGGAAGUCUGAUGGCGAUAUCGCACGCCACGCUAGCAUUAUUUCUCUACUUUCACUUGGAGCCGAAUGGAACCUUUGUUCACGCCACGGAAUCUUGGUUGCCACUGACGGCGUUGUGUGCCUUCAUUGCGGCCUUCUCGAUUGGUUUCGGCCCAGUCCCAUUCGUCUUCAUGACGGAAGUCUUUUCACUCCGGUUCCGUGGAUAUUUGUCCUCCGUAGCGACACUAAUUGCACAAAUCGCCUCGUUCUCAGUUCUCCAACUUUUCCCCAUCAUGCUCAAAAUGAUCAGCCCGUACUUUGUAUUUCUAAUAUAUGCUCUAGAAUGUAUCCUAGCCGUCGCUUUUGUGUUCUUCAAAAUCCCAGAGACCAAGGGCAAGUCGUUGGCUGAAAUCGAGAAACAUUUCCGUACCCCCAACACGUUGCUGGAGGAGAAGGAAAAUCACCACAUGAGCCUUGACCGGGUGGAAGUUCCCUUCGUCUACGUUCCCGUGGCGAGACUCAUUUUGUCUGACACGGAUAUGACCACCACCACCCCGACCAAAAUUUACUGUAAAAGUCCAGCAGCUCUGUGAUUGCUAGUUUUGUUUAAUUACUGGACCUCAAAAUAUUUCUACUUUAACUGUAGUAAUUAACAAUUAAAAUAUUAAUUCGAAUCUAAAUUUCAUUAGAGUAGCGCAACUUUAAAUGUAGUAACUUGAUUCGAAACUUACGAGUAGACUAGCGCAACGAUUUUAAUACGUAUAACUCUCAGCAUCGUCGUUCUUUUAUUUACCAAUGAUGAUGAUGAUGACUAAUGUUUAAUCCAUGCAAAUUCAAGCUGCAAUAAAUUAUAAGAUUAUUGCAACAUUGAAA